Molecule: messenger RNA, 2974 nt
Organism: Bacillus rossius redtenbacheri
Lineage: Eukaryota; Metazoa; Arthropoda; Insecta; Phasmatodea; Bacillidae
Gene: Nmd3
Product: 60S ribosomal export protein NMD3
Exons: 11
Coding region: 160-1665 (501 amino acids)
Biological process (GO): ribosomal large subunit export from nucleus
Cellular component (GO): nucleus; cytoplasm
Molecular function (GO): ribosomal large subunit binding
Source: RefSeq, a predicted model, not a curated record
ACAAAUGAAUGGAAGAAUUGCGACAGGCAGCGUGGUGUUUACUACAUAACCUUAUUUUGUAUAGUUUUUCUUUGGUUUUCCUUUUCUUAAAUUUUUAAGGAUAAACGUGGUUGUGUUGAAUACUAAAGGAAAAAAAAAAACACACACACACACACAAAAAUGGAGUACAUGAGUGAACUUACUUCAGGCGAAAAUGUUAAAACUCGAAUUCUUUGUUGCCAGUGUGGAACUACAAUUGAACCAAACUCCGCCAACAUGUGUGUACCUUGUUUACGGACACAGGUCGAUAUUACCGAAGGAAUCCCCAAGCAAGCAGUUUUGUACUUUUGCAGAGGAUGUGAAAGGUACUUGCGGCCGCCGGCAGAGUGGGUGGCCUGCCCCCUGGAGUCGCGGGAGCUGCUGGCCCUCUGCCUGCAGAAGCUGAAGGGCCUCAACCGGGUGAAGCUCGUCGAUGCUAGCUUCGUGUGGACCGAGCCUCACUCCAAGAGAAUCAAGGUCAAGUUGACUGUCCAUGGCGAGGUCUUAGCGGGCACGAUACUGCAGCAGGUAUUCGUCGUCGAGUACACCAUCAACCACCAGAUGUGUGAAGAUUGCCAUCGGACGGAAGCUCAAGAUUACUGGCGUGCCUCUGUUCAAGUGAGGCAGAAGUCAGAAAACAAGAAAACUUUCUACUACCUGGAACAGCUCAUACUGAAGCACAAAGCACACGACCGCACGCUUGGGAUCAAGCCGAUACACGAGGGGCUGGACUUCUUCUAUUCGACGGAGGCGUACGCUCGCAAGAUGGUGGACUUCCUGGUGUCUGUGCUGCCGUGCAGGUUCCAGCACUCCAAGAAGCUCGUGUCGCACGACAUACACAGCAACAUAUACAACUACAAGUUCUCUUACAGCGUGGAGAUAGUGCCCCUGUCCAAGGACAGCGUGGUGUGCCUGCCCCAGAAGCUGACCCGUCAGCUGGGGGGCAUCAGCCCGCUGUGCCUCGUGUACCGGGUCAGCAACGCUGUGCACCUCAUCGACCCGGCCUCCGCGCAGAUUGCCGAGGUGAGCGGGACGGUGUUCUGGCGCAACCCUUUCAGCUCCAUCUGCAACCCCAAGCAGCUGACGGAGUACGUGGUGAUGGACCUGGAACCCAUCAAGGAUAAGGACAGGAAGCUGUUCCCAGGACAAGGAGCCAUUUCCAGCAAGCACGUGCUGGCUGAUGUGUGGGUGGUGAAGGCUUCGGAGCUCGGGAUUACCGAGAACACAGUGCAUUCCAGAACCCACCUCGGCCACAUCCUGAAGCCAGGGGACUCCGUUCUUGGGUACGCGCUGGGCGACAGCAACGUGAACGACCCCAGCUUCGAGCGGCUGGACGCGGCCCGCGUGCCGGACGUGCUGCUGGUGAAGAAGCACUACGGCGACCGCCCGGCCCGCCGCCGCAAGCGCGCCUGGAAGCUGAAGCAUCUCGCCGACGACCGGGGGAGCCUCAACUCUGCCAACAACGACUACCAGGAGUUCCUGGACGACCUGGAGGAGGACCCGGCGCUGCGCCAGAACGUCAACAUCUUCCGGGACCGCGACGUGCCGGUGGACGCGGACGAGCUGGACGACCCCACGGACCCGCGCAUCACCCUCGAGGAGAUGCUGGACGACUUGUGCCUGGACGAGGAGCCCAUGGAGGCGUGAGGCCUCUCGGCAGUGGCCACCAACUUCGAAUAAACUACUUCAUUACUCUGUAUACUUGCACAGGUUAUGAAAUAAGGCGAGACAUAUUUUUGGCAGGUGUUGGUGCGGAUAUCCGAACUUUGACAACCGAGUAUUACCAAUUACCAGGGGCAGGCGUUUUUUCGCGAAAAGAUCCUGAACGCUUGAUAGACUGCAAACAAGGUGUACCCGAAACCUGCGGUUUGUCCCUCGCGAUUGGCGGCCGUCCGCGAGAGAGGAAGUCGUUUGCCUUGUUCGACCGAGCCAUUCGGGACGCGUUUGCUUUCGCGCCGAAUCACCGUGAUCGGUGUUGUUACAAUCGAUUCGUAUCCGGGGGAGAAACUCGCCCGAUCACGAAACACAGACGAUGCUACAGCUAGUCUCGAAAUCUUUUAGCGAAAUCUGCAUGCUCCUACUAAUUACUAGCGCUACAUUAAUCCGUGUUUGUUUUGUUCAUUAGUCCGUUUAUCCAGCUUUUAAAAGUCUGAAUAUCUGCAGAAGCAACUGCGGAAAAAGGUCUCACCUUAUCUUAAACAGAUUGUAACCUACAAAAAUAAUUGUAUUUAUCCAGUAAAAUUGGCUGAGGGCUAAGAAAAAUAAGUACGUACAUUUCGUGUCAAUGCUUUGCUUAAAGUUUAAGGUUAGAGUAGCCGCGGGCCAACUGUUAAGUUUUAUACAAUCUUGGUGAUCAACACUUGGAUACAAGUAAUUUAGCCAACAUGCAUGUUAAAUUCAACAUGUGGGACGAGUAUUGUCAUUAAAUUGAAAAAUGUAAUAUCAUUAACUGGUCUUUAGUUGUUCAUCUAAACAUGUACCAACUUAAGCAAUACAGUGGAGAAUUGUAGGCACUGUCAGUUCACUGUGUGCUUGGAAGGACAGAGAAAUUUUUUUUGGAAUGUGACUAAAUUUUUCACUUGUGCUGCACAAUUGUGUGUAUCUAUCAGAGGUUCAGUUGUCUGAUGCAAACAUGUCACUUUCCACAUUUAUAUUUACCUUGGUACACACCUGUAUUUAACGAAGCUCUGUUUCUUUUGAAAAUGGUACAAACACCCAACAUUUUCAUACCUCUUUGUCCUAACUGUGAGUGACUUGUCAUUUAAGCCUGUAACUGACUAAUUUUUAGUCAUGUUUUGUAUUUUAGUGCUUGUCUACCGCAAGGAACUGUCUGUACGUAUGUAUUAUUUUUGUGACAGUUUCAUUAUAGCCUGGUAGCUUAAACAACUGUGUUUGGUGAGUCGUUGGUGGCAUAGGUGUCUGUACAUGGUCAUAAUAAAUAUUUUUUUGAAAACUA